Molecule: messenger RNA, 762 nt
Organism: Symbiodinium natans
Lineage: Eukaryota; Dinophyceae; Suessiales; Symbiodiniaceae
Source: the annotation of a GenBank genome assembly
AUGGGGUGGAAAACCAAGCGCCAAGCGCUUGCUCACAGCUGCGCUGACAGGCCACGACUCUGCAACGCACUUUCCACAUCUUUCCACUGGAACUGCCCCGGAAAGUGCUUCGGGACUCCCGCCAGCCCGCAGCAGCAGAUCGGGGCAUGCGCCCGCUGUGUUGCUCACCCAAGCAUCAGAACGCCCGAGAACUGCUUGAUCUUGUGGAUCAGCUUGCCGCCUGCCAAUUUCCCUUCCGCUCACAUCCAAAUCAGGAUGCCAAUGCUGGCACCUGCUUCCAAAUUGCUUGGUCGCGUGACUACAUGCCCAAGGAGAUGUGGAAGGAUGUACUCGCGAAUCCCGAGGCUGAGCUCCCGGGACUACAAAAAAGCAUUGUUGGAUGGCUUCUUGACUACUGCUGAGAUCAAUGAUGGCACGUUCCCGGCUCUACGAGUUACGCCAGUUAUGUGUCCUCCGCAAGGACACGGAACCGAUGCGCCUGACAAGUGUCCGGGGCAGGGAAGGGCUCCGUCGAGGAAGUUCAGAAGCAAGCGCGCAAGGAACACCCAAGGCCGUGUGGACUUUCGAAAGAAGAGAGAUGAAUUCUCCGACGAGCUAGGCCGUCUGGAGAAUCUUGGCGAGAGCUACAACAGUCUUUGGCGGCAACUGAACAAUGUGGCCCCGUGUUUUUCUGUUGCUGGCCAUGUACAGUACAAAAACGUACCAAGCCAAAAAGACAUAUCGAAAUGUACCGACCUCCUACAAUCUUUAGGUCAACUUUAG